Molecule: messenger RNA, 3408 nt
Organism: Vigna angularis (adzuki bean)
Lineage: Eukaryota; Viridiplantae; Streptophyta; Magnoliopsida; Fabales; Fabaceae
Product: disease resistance protein LAZ5
Exons: 4
Coding region: 1-3156 (1051 amino acids)
Biological process (GO): signal transduction; defense response
Molecular function (GO): ADP binding
Source: RefSeq, a predicted model, not a curated record
AUGUCAGACCAAAAAGUAAUAAAGUACGAUGUUUUUGUUAACUUCAGGGGUGGUGACAUCCGCAGUGGAUUCCUUAGCCAUUUGAUUGAGACUUUUCGAACGAAUAACAUAAAAACCUUUGUAGAUUGUGCACUCGAGAGGGGACAUGAAAUAUGGAAAUCACUUAUUGAAGCAAUUGAAAGUUCAUCCAUUUCAUUGAUCAUAUUCUCACCAGAUUAUGCUUCUUCUUAUUGGUGUUUAGAAGAACUUGUGACAAUACAUGAAUGCAGAGAAAAAUUUAAACAGAUUGUAAUACCUGUUUUCUACCAAGUAGAACCCCGCAUUGUAAGACAUCAAUCGGAGAGUUACAAAGACUCUUUUGAUAGGCAUGGAAGAGAAGAUCAGAUCAAGGUUCAACGAUGGAGAAAAGCUUUGAAAGAUUCUGUUAGUUUAUCAGGAAUUUUGUCAUCCAAUUUUCCAAAUGAUGCCGAGCUGGUUAAAAGUAUUUUUAAAACUGUGGUGACGAGACUGGUUAAACUCUCUAUUCAGUCAAAAGGGCUUGUAGGAAUUGAAGAAAAAAUUGCAGAUGUAGAGCUGUUGAUACGCAAGGACCCAAAGGACACCAGUUUCAUUGGAAUUUGGGGUAUGGCUGGUAUUGGCAAGACAACCCUUGCGGAACAAGUAUUUAAUAAACUACGUUCUGAAUAUGAAGGUUGUUACUUUUUAGCCAAUGAAAAAGAACAAUCACACAGUCAUGGAAUAAUUUCUUUGAAAAAUGAAACUUUUUCUGCACUAUUAGGACAUGCUGUGAAAAUUGACACACCAACUUCGUUGCCUCAAGAGAUUCUAAGGAGAAUUAGUUCUAUGAAGGUUCUUAUUGUUCUUGAUGAUGUGAAUGAUUUAGAUCACACAGAGAAAUUACUAGGAACUCUUGAUAAUUUUGGAUCGGGUACAAGAAUAAUUGUAACAACUAGAGAUAAGCAAGUGCUGAAGGCCAACAAAGUCGAUAAGAUCUACCAGCUCAAGGAAUUCAGUUCAAAGGAUGCUCUUGAACUUUUCAAUCUGAUUGCCUUUGACCAAAGCGAUCAUCAGAUGGAGUUCAAUGAGCUAUCACAGAGGGUGGUCGAUUACGCUCAUGGCAUUCCAUUACUUGUUAAAGUUUUAGCUCGUCUUCUUUGUGGAAGAAACAAGGAAGUAUGGGAAAGUCAGUUACACAAGCUUAAGAAAAUGUCUCUUACAGAAGUUUAUGAUGUCAUGAAACUGAGUUAUAAUGGUCUAGAUCGCAAAGAGAAACAAAUCUUUUUAGACCUGGCAUGUUUCUUUCUUAGAUCCCGUGUAAGGGUAAAUAGUGCUGAUCUGAAGUAUUUACUGAAAGAUGAUGAAAGUGAUGAUACAAUAGUUGUAGGGUUAGAAAGGCUGAAAGAUAAAGCUCUUAUAACUUCUUUUGACGAUAACUCUAUCUCUAUGCAUGAUGCUUUACAAGAAAUGGCUUGGGAGAUUGUUCAUCAAGAAUCUAGCAAAUCUGGAAGCAGCAAUUGGUUGUUGGAUCCAAAUGGUGACGUUUAUCAAACAUUGAAAAAUGACAAGGGUCUUGGUGGCAUUAGAAGCUUACGAAUCCACUUGCCAACAACUGGGAAGAAAAAACUAAUCCCUGGCAUAUUUGCUGAGAUGAGCAGACUACAGUUUCUAGAAAUUUCUGUGGAAAAUAGUGAUGAUUUGUUUGAUCAAGUUUAUGCCCUUGCUAAAGAGCUUCAAUUUUUGGAAACUGAACUUAGAUUUCUUUGUUGGUUGAAUUAUCCACUAAAGUCCUUGCCAGAGAAUUUUUGUACUGAUAAACUUGUAAUAUUGAAGUUACAAUACGGGAGAAUGGAAAAACUUUGGGACGGACUAAAGAAUUUGGUGAAUUUGAAAGAGCUUGACCUUAUGCACUCCAAGAAAUUAAAAAAGCUGCCAGAUUUAUCACAGGCAACAAAUCUUGAAGAACUGGUCCUCUUGGGUUGUUCUAUGUUGACUAGUAUGGAUUCCUCUAUUUUCUCUCUGCCCAAACUCGAAAGUAUUGACCUUUCGGGCUGCAAAUCUCUAACCCUACUCACAAGCAAUUCCCAAUUUUGCAACUUCAGUUAUCUGAAUCUUGAUUUUUGCAAGAAUCUAAGGGAGUUUUCACUGAUAUCACAGAAUAUGAAAGAACUGAGAUUAGGAUUUACAAAGGUCAAAGUACUUCCUUCAUCAUUUGAAUGCCACAGCAAGCUUAAAUCGCUGCAUCUAACAAGAAGUGACAUUGAGAUGUUACCUUCUUCCUUCAACAAUCUGACUCAACUGCAACAUCUAGACAUAAACAAUUGCAACAAGCUUCAAACAAUACCAGAGCUUCCUCCGUCCCUUAAAACUCUAGAAGUCAGCAAAUGCAAAUCUCUUCAGAAUCUGCGAAACCUUCCAUCGUCUCUUAAAACUUUAAAUGCCAUUGAAUGCAAAUCAUUGAAGACUGUAUCGUUUCCUUCAACAGCUGAUGAACAAUUAACGGAAAACAAGAAACGGGUUUUGUUCUGGAAUUGCAGGAACUUGGAUGAAAGUUCUGCAGAGGCUAUUGGGUUGAAUGCAGAGAUAAAUCUCAUGGAACUUGCAAACCAGCCUCUCCCUACACCAAGUCAAGAACAUCAAUUUUACAAUGAUUAUGAGUAUAAUUAUCAUUCUUAUCAAGGUAUUUACGUGUACCCAGGAAGCAGUGUUCCAGCAUGGUUCAAGCACACGGAAGCAAAUGGUGAUAUAAUAAUCGAUCUCUCUUCUGCUUCACCUUUCGAAUUAUUUGGAUUCAUUUUUUGCUUCGUCCUUAAUAAGUUCCAUGACACAGAUAUCAUUGGCAGACUUGAAUUUAACAUCACUAUAAGCGAUGUUGAUGAUGUUGAUGAAGGGAAAAUGGGCAGUGUCAAAAUCUACAUAGAUUGUUAUUCAGAUUGGUCAAUUGCACCAUAUCACGUGUGUGUGAUGUUCGACCAAAGAUGUUCUUCCACCUUAAAUAACAUAGCCAGAAAACAAAAGAGAUUUAAAAUCAAUGUUUCAGUAGGGGCACGAAUCGAGUUUUAUGAUAAUUAUCAUGAAUUGCCACAGGAGGUAUUGAAAGGAUUUGGAGUCAGCCCAAUAAGCAUCUCAGCAUAUAACAUUCAGCAAAUUGAAUUGUGAGAAUCUGUCUCAAUUUCAUUAAACAAAUGGAACUGGGUUCUGCUUCAUAUUUUUCCAGGUAUUUAGAAUGUUGAUCACUUCGUGUUGUAAGAACAUUAAUGUUGUAAGAUACGGAGGAUUUUGGUGGUUUUGCAACUCAAAAGUCACAGAAUGAGUAUGAUGAGACUAUGAUGAUGAUCAAAUGGUCAAAUUUAUCUUACUCUUACAUGGACAUUUGAAUUUCUCAUUUGUAUCAGCAUGACAUUCUAAUGG